AACAAUUCCGCGGCACUUGUGACCCAUGACGCUCCUUCCAAUGGAAAAUGGGGAAGGCAUUCUCUGCGCAUUAAAGUGUAUGGUCUUCAUUUGUUAAACCCAAAAAUCAUAGGUUUUGAACAGGAAAAACCUCUGUCUAUACCAUCAAUUCUCGAAGAUUACAUCAGACAGAUAUCCAGAAAUGGACAAACAAGGCUUCCUUGGAUAUAUGUAAAACCAUUGCUACUACAUAAGUACAACAAAGUGGUCGACUCAUUCAUAUCGGAAGGGAGUGGUUUAGAUUACUCAAUGUUAGCUACCCCACCUCACUUAAGUGAACUUAGGCAGCGAGUGUUCAAUACUCUCAAAAGACUUGAUGGAAUACCUUUUACUAUUCAGAGAAUUUGCGAACUAUUUGAUAGUCCUACUCGUCACUACCAAAGAGUGGAUAAGUUCCUGAGAGGACUAGAGAAGGUUUGUAUGGUGGUAUCCACAGUAGAUCCUUAUGGAAACAAAAUUCACCAAGAAGAUCCCAGGUUCCCAAGUCGUGCUGGUUUGGAUGACUGUGGGUUAUUAAUAGAGGGUUCUAUUACUUCACCACCCACCUCUCCACCUCCUGAGAAUCCUCAAGUACACCAUAUUUCCAAGUCCUCAGAUGAAGAGGUUACUGAAGAAGAUGACGAAGGUGAGGAUAAUAGUAGUGAUGGGAGUGAUGAACGACAAUCACCAAAAGCUGAUCAUAGUAUGAAUCCAAAUCCAUUAAUGAACAACUCUUGUGCAAGUUCGUGGCUUUUCAAAGCACAAAAUUCAUUGAAUCUUCCACACACUCCUCCAAUGCCGUUUCGUAGUUCUGUUUCCAAAACCAGGUUGGCAGACCAGUCUUUAACAAGUGCUCCUUUACUCAGUGGUUUGUGUGGUAGUCUUCUCUCUGCAUACUCUAAUAAUGACGAAGAUUACGACCAACUUAAUCGAUCGUCAGAAAACAAACAUACUGAUUCUAAUACCCAAGUUAAUUCCGAUCACUUAUCGUCUGUUGGAUCUAGCUUCUGCUCUGAGUCGUCUGAGUGUUUACAUGCUCUACCUGUAGAAUCUAACCUACAAGAAAAACCAUCAGAUGCUUCACAUAAACUCUCUUCAGUUGUACAAGAUGAAAUACAAGAUAAUUCUCUUCCAUGGAAUGAGGCGACUAAAAUGCCAAUCGUCAACUCGGAAACAUUGGAAGACACGAUAGCUCAGUGUGAUAAACCAGAUGAAGUAUCUAGCAGUGGUGUUAAACCUUCAGUUUCCAAUGUAAACCGAAAUGAUUCGCCUUCCAGAAGAUUAGAGCUCGACACAACUGGAGAUGAAAGUGGUUUGGCUGGUUGUCAAGUUCUGAGACCUAUUGGUCAACUUGAAGCAUUUGUACAAAAUUUAAAUUCUGAAGUUUCUAGCUCAGUAACGUCUGUACCAUUGCACAGUGGGUCUCCAAAAUCCACAAGCGACCCAUCUGCUCAUUUGAGUUGUGUAUCAUCUAUGGAGGACCUAAAUCACCAGGGAUCAAUUACUUCAUCUAACUCACUCUUACCUGUUUUGGUUGGGGUUAGACGUCCCCGUUCACCAGGAAUGGAUUCUAGUGGUAGUGAUCCUAAUGUUUCAACAAGCAAGGAUGCAGAUUUGUCGGAAAGUCCCGCCAAAAGACGUAGACUUCCGUCUUCAGAUUUAACUGAAACGGUAGAAUCUAGUACAGAUUCAUUAGUAAGUUUUGGUCAGUGAAUUGUGAUACGAUGUUUUGAUAACUAUAAAUCCAAUAAAAGUUUGAGAUUAUGUCACUUUCUAGUUCCGAAGGUGAUAUAUUUUCCAUCGAAUUCUUAUUGUUUGCUUAGGUUCGGGCUCCCGGUGCAGUAUCCCAGCCCUCACACAUAUCGAAUGAUUUGUGUGGCGCGUAUGCAUUUGGUGCCUUCUUGUAUCAGUGUUUAUGUGUUUAAAUAAUGAUGGUAAAUAAGUGAUAAUUAGUUACUUGAGAUUAUUUAUUGUUACAUUCGUUUAUACACUUUUGAUUAUGAACCCUAAUUUAUAUUAUCUUUAAACUAUUCUUAGUUUCCAAAUCUGAAAUGUUAUUGCUGGCCAUCCGUUCGCACCCAGUAAUUUUUCUCCUGAUAUCGAAAAAAUAGUUGCUGUGAAGAUGACAUCGUUCUUGCUAUGUGUGUAUUAUCUAAAGCAGGUUGUUUAAUUAAUCAACUACCAUUACAAAUAAUCUCUUAUUAAAUGAACAUAUGUUUCAUUUCAAAACGGAAAACUGUGCAUGUAGCAUCAAAACAUCUACAAAUCAUAAGCAUUUAAAACCGAUGAACAAAGUUGGAUUCAUUUCACCACUCGGUUCUCUUUUGUUUUAUUCAGAUCUUUUAUUUAAAAUUUUAUGAGUUGUUUUAAUGUACUUGUGUAGUAGAAAAAUAAAUUCAGAGGAUUUAUUUUUUAGAUUUCAGUCUAUGAUUAUAUAAAAUAAUAGUCUGGAAAAUAUUAACAUUUUCAAAUUUAGCCAUAAGUGCAAAGUUAAUGCCAUUCAGUAGGUAUAUUCUUACUAUAAUCUAUGCAUUUGAGACUGUCUAACGUAUUUAUAUCAAUCUUUUUUUCGUUCCAACAGGUUGGCAUUAGUUUCCAGAUUGUGACUUCAUCAUCUUUGGCACUGAAUGAUUCUCCUCCCAUUAUUAUGUGUAAUCCUACGAAUCAAACUCGUGAUAUGGAUUCUGGUGAAUGCAUUUUCGAAGCUUCAGAAAAUCCUAGUUCUGGUCAGUCUGUAGUCGAUCCAAUCUCAGCUAGUGAUAACAUAUCUAACUUACAUGAAGUAGUGAACAUUAGUUUCGCACAAAACUCUGAGUCAAGUUCAGAAUCUGUAGAAGGAAGUGAGACAGUUUUGAUAAACAAUGAUAAUAUUGGUCUAUCAACUGUAAACUUGUCGAAUAUUAAUUCGGAAACCGGAGAGGAAGAGUCAUAACAUCUCUUUUUUAAUCAUAACUACCAAUGUUUUCUAGAAAAAUAUUGUGGUUUCAAGGAAUUUCAUAAAAAUACUUUUUAAGUGUAUAUCAUAUUACUUUUAUUAUCGUUGUAAAAUUUUUGAACCUGCUUGCUUUUUUCAGAUUUUCUGGUUGUAAUAGUUAUUUUUAAUAUUAUUUCGUUAGUCAAGCUUGAUGCUGUGUACUAUUCGUAACUAUAUGUCAGUCUUUAAAAUUGAUAGAGGGCAAUCUCAUUUAUCGGUUAUUUUGGUGUUUUAAGUGGCUUAUUUUGUUUCUCAUUGUAAAUCUCACUCUUAAACAACUUGCAUCGUUUAGUUUCGAGACGAAAGAUGUUAUCAUUUGUCAAUUUGAAUCUUAUUUUACUUUUUGCCGACAGUCAAUUUAAUAACAUUGUAUCACACAAAUUAAAGAGUUCCUAUCAGAACUGUAAGGAUUUACAAGUUUUAUAAUAAAAAAUGCUAGGUUAUUGUC
This is a messenger RNA of Schistosoma guineensis, 3440 nucleotides long. The record is from the annotation of a GenBank genome assembly. NCBI's taxonomy places the organism in Eukaryota, Metazoa, Platyhelminthes, Trematoda, Strigeidida, Schistosomatidae.